GGAAAAGCCGUAGCCACUCAGUGAACAGCCUACGUGGUCGUGCAAUCUGUGCAAGCUAACGUUCAUAUGACAGCGGUGUUCAGUUGCCAGGGACGAGAUGACUUCGGCAGUGGCACUGUUUUUGGUCUGGGUUCAGAUGGGCGCUGUUGCUGGUGCAGCCCUGAACUUGACCCAGACGUCACCUCAAGCUUUCUUGGGACUAUCGUUGCAAUUCAAGUGUGCCCUGACGACGGCAGGCACAACGGGAGCCUUGCUCUUCCAAAGGAACACAUAUGUCAAGUGUUCGGUGAAGAGAGAUGAUUGUACCCAAUACACCUCCGACCAUCGCUCCCAGACACAGUACACGUGUGGGUGUGGACGGCAGAGUGACGGCAACUACGUCUACAUCCUCAACGCCACCUCCUUACACGACGAUGUUGAAGGAAGCUGGAAAUGUGAAUAUCAAGCGUUUAGCAACACCAUCAACAUUAAGCUGACGGACUCCGAGGGUCCAACACAGAUGCAAUUGGACAAGACAGAACCCCAGACAAAGGAGGGAGGUAGUGUCAACCUGACCUGCUCCGCCAACUGUCUCCCCGACUGUCGUUACAGCUGGACCAAGGACGGACAGGACCUGACCAGUCGGGCCAGGGGUAGUCGGGGUCAAGUCCUGGCACUGAAGGGGUUGGUGGGCGACGACAGCAGUAACUACACCUGCACAGCCGUCAACCCCUCAUCUAACAAAGCCAGCGACAUCUCCGCGUUCCUUCUUGUUCAGACUGGUCCGAAAAGAAAAGACGGCGCAUCCUUCACUCCGACCUUGAGAACUUCGAAAGGUCAAACGGCCAGAUUGGAGGCGACCUUCACCGGUGACCCUCGACCAGAGCUGACCUGGUGGAAGAUUGAAGAGGGUGCUCUGACCCCUGUGAAGAAUGGUUCUGGAGAGACGGUGCGUCAAGAUACCCUAGGGGGAGCGGGUGACAGUCUGACAGCUGAGUUGGAGGUUAAGGUGGAGACGGACGACGACCUGGGCAUGUACUGUGUCUCAGCCGAGAACAUCGUCGAUACGACCUUUGUCUACAUUGACCUGCAAGGUGAAGGUCAUCAGCCUGUGGGUGCAGUUUGCGGCCAAGCUGAAACAGGAUAUCCAACGUUCGAAAUCGGCGUCAGCGUCGGCGUAGGUGCCAUGUUUGCCAUCGGAAUCGUCGUUGCUGUUGUAUUCUACAUAAAGUACCAGACGAUGAAGAGAGAGUUGGAAUCCCCAUAUGCUUCAACUAACAGACGCCCCAGCGGGAUGGAUCCCAACCACUACCAGGAACUGCCCUGCCCCAAGAUGUGGAGUAAACAGCUGGAGGACGGGGGGUACAUUCUGCCGGUGGAGGGUCACCUUGAGGUGUUCUCGACAAAGGUUGACAUGAAGCCGGUUGAGGGCAAGGUCAUCACUACCAAUGCGGCAACCAAUCCCGUCUACGACCACAUCAGCCUCUUCGACGAUGGUACCUUCCCUAGACAGAACAGCAACUGUAGCACCAGCAGCAGCUGAAGCGCUUGGCCUGACAUGGACGAUGUUGAAAAGGGGCACUGACCAAUGUCCAGUCCGUUCACUCAAACGACGCCUAUCUGUGGACACAUCAGAAGAGAAGUGUUAAGAAACAUUGCUUGUCUUUGGUCCUUCACAAUACAAUGUCCAUGACCAACACUUGUUACAUUCCAAUGUUCCUAUCACCUAGCCUCUUUAUUAAUGCUGGUAUCAAAGUGUAUAUAUUUCUCUGAUAUUAACUUGGACCUACCAGCUGUUGUUUGUUGCUGUUAAGAUGAGAUUGCCAUGCAUGGCACACAACAUACAGUACCACCGUUAACCUCAACUCUACAACAACCCCGCUCUGUCGCACACACAUCGGGAAUGUAGGUCUGUGUGUCGAGAGAAUCCAUCUCG
Messenger RNA from Haliotis rufescens (red abalone), 1915 nucleotides. RefSeq lists its product as uncharacterized. The transcript has 11 exons. Gene Ontology annotation, cellular component: cell-cell junction. Gene Ontology annotation, biological process: cell-cell adhesion. NCBI's taxonomy places the organism in Eukaryota, Metazoa, Mollusca, Gastropoda, Lepetellida, Haliotidae. The record is from RefSeq and is a predicted model, not a curated record. The coding region runs from base 98 to 1522 and encodes 474 amino acids. Gene Ontology annotation, molecular function: cell adhesion molecule binding.